Panicum virgatum (switchgrass) is the source of this 2098-nucleotide messenger RNA. Its product is annotated as putative inactive methylesterase 20. The record is from RefSeq and is a predicted model, not a curated record. NCBI's taxonomy places the organism in Eukaryota, Viridiplantae, Streptophyta, Magnoliopsida, Poales, Poaceae. The transcript has a single exon. The coding region runs from base 12 to 524 and encodes 170 amino acids. Gene Ontology annotation, molecular function: methyl indole-3-acetate esterase activity; methyl jasmonate esterase activity; methyl salicylate esterase activity. Gene Ontology annotation, biological process: jasmonic acid metabolic process; salicylic acid metabolic process.
ACAAGGCACCCAUGGCGGAGCCGGCGGCCACUACGGUGAGGAGCGGCUGUACCGGCGCCACACACAUCUUCCUCGUCCACGGCGUCUGUCACGGCGGCUGGUGCUGGUACAAGGUAGCGGCGCGGCUGCGACGCCUGCGGCCGCUGGCCGCCGGCCGCGUCGUGGCGCCCGACCUCGCGGCGUCGGGAGUCGACGACCGCCGGCUGCGCGAGGUGCUCACGUUCCGGGACUACUCGGCCCCGCUGCUGGACGCUCUCCGGUCGCUCCCUGACCGGGAGAGGGCGGUCGUCGUGGGGCACAGCCUCGGGGGCCUCAGCGUCGCGCUCGCCGCGGAGGAGUUCCCCGACAAGGUCGCCGCCGCGGUGUUUCUGUGCGCCUUCAUGCCGGACUGCACGUCGCCGCCGGGGCACGUGCUCCUGCAGGUAAAUAUACGUUUUGGUCUUUGCGUCGAGAUUAUAUUUACAGUGGCCGAGAUCAAGAAACAGUAUAUUUUUAGUGUAAAAACUGUAAUUUUCUCCGUGUAAUACAUGAUAGCACUUCUCGUGUGAUGGUGGUGGACGAAUAGGGUUCAAAUCCUGGUACACAUCUAUAGAUAGAAAAAAAAUGGUGCAGAACUAUGAAGACCUCAACUAGUCAUUUGCCACCAAAAAAUAACUGUUUGCCUCUAAGUAUGAAAACCUAGAACUUGUAGUGGGAUAGUUGUAUUUUUAUGAAAUUAACUUUUUACUGAAGGAAAUAAAAUCUAGAAUAAUGGUAGAACAUCUAAUAAUUAAAAAAAUACUAAUGCUGAUAAAAAGGUGUGAUAAAUUUUCACUUAGAAAUAUUAUGGGUUUGUUCAAGGUCAAAAUAAUAUUGCUGUUGUUAGGCAUGUCAUAGUACAAGGUGCAGAGGUAAGGGGCUGUAAAACAAUCAAAAGUGUGGCAAAUAUUUUGUACACAUAUUCUGCAUUUAGCAAAACAAAGAGUAAACCUUUUUUACAUAAAUGAUAGACACAGAUCAUUAAUUCUGGCGAUCUGAAAAAAACUGUUAGUUAUUCUUCUCCCUUGAAGCAUGCCAAGGGCGCCAACCCGGAGUCCCAGAAUGAUAAUGAGAUGAAACCCCAAGACGGAGAAGCCAAGCUUCCUGCUUCCUUCAUGUUCGGGCCGCAUUUCACCGAACAGAACGUCUACCAACCAGGGGCGGAGCCAGGAAGUUGAUUUUUUCAUCAAAAGUUAAAUUUCUAAUAUAAAUUUGUGGACCAUGGGGGCCAGGCCCCUGUCCGUCCCCCUGUCUCCGCCCCUACUACCAACUCUGCUCCAAAGAGGUGCCUUUACUACUUACGAUUGUGCUAGUUUUUUAGAAAAAAUAACUAUAAAUAAUUAUAAAUAAAUAUUUCUGAAUGCAAAUAACAACAAUUGUGUUCUAAAAUUUUUUAUAUAAUAUUGUAAUUGAUGGCCAAAGACUUGUCAAAUUGAAUUGAGCCUUCUAAUUUCGAACAGAGAGAUCGAGUAACACAAAUAGUAAACGUAUGAUGUCAAUUGCAUUAUUCAAUUUCUUAAAAAUAUAUAGUUUCCGCAAUGAAUUUGGUUGUUUCCCUAUGCAAAGUCUCUGGUAACCAGACAAAACAUGCCGGUACUAAAGCUACGUCCACUAACUACUUAUUUGCGGGACAUCACACUAGCGAAAUCUCUCAUGAGAAUCGGCUCGGUGUUCCUCGAAGACCUGCAGUUGAUGGAAGCCCUCUCCAUGGAUUGCUACGGCUCCGUGCGCAAGGUGUACAUCGUUUGCAAGCAAGACCGGACGCUGUCCGAGGAGUUCCAGAGGUGGAUGGUGUCCAACAACCCGGUGGAUGAGGUGAAGGAGAUUGACGGCGCGGAUCACAUGGCUAUGCUCUCCGCGCCCGAUGACAUCGUGCAGUGCAUUGUCGACAUCGUUGCAAAAUACAAUUGAUCAAUCGUGGCGAUGGCUACCGAGGAUGAAGCUGUGACACACCAGGUGUUUAAUCUGCUAAAUAUAAAAACUUAAACCCAGCAUCAUGCAUCAUGAACCAAGGAAAAUGAAGUUAAAAUUGCAUCAAAAAAGAAAAUGAAGUUAAAAGCAUUGUUGUGUACUUAAGUGU